UACGUUGGAGCCUGGCCGCCAGCACGCUGGAACUCGCGGUGGGCGACCGGACCCGGCGGCUUCUGAGCCCGGGGCACCUGGAGGCCUCCUGCCCCUCAUCCGAGGCCCCCAGGGAGACAAGAACUCACAUCCAAGCUGUACCAUCAUGAGAAACAAAUAGGAAAGGACAGCCUUAAGCAAUUUUGGACAAGCCUAUUUUUCCAUUUAAAUGAAACGUCUGAUGUUUGGGGAGGCAAGAUGCCCUUUUCAAUUAUGGGCACUUUCACAAGCAGCCAAUGAGAUGAGUAUUGGUACAGUUUACAUAACAGCAAACAGAACUCUACGAGGCUGUCACUUGCUAGUGUGCAGACCAAGGCCAGGGAAGACUCAGGUUCACAUUCCAAGGAAGGAGCCAGUGCACAAAGUGCUCUUGGGAGACAAAAUCCUCGCUCAGACAAAAUCCACUCUCAUGGGUGAAACACUGGCAAAGAGCACCUGCUGCUUUGGGAGGCUAACAGGAGUUGUAUUUGUGGUCACGCUGCCACCAGGCUCCCUGGAGUCCUCAGCCAUGCAAGGCGGACCAGUGCCCAACCCGAACGUCACUGCGCGUGCGCACAUCAUCCCUGUGCCCUCAAGGCCUGCAGAUGCGACUGCGACUGCGACUGCGCCUGCGCAAGCAUCUUCAUGAUGUCAGGGCCUCCCCGGCCUUAAGUGGAGAUUGCGUCUGCGCCAGGAACAGCUGGUGGAACCGGCUCCCUGGGCUGCGGCUUCCGGUUUGGAGAACGCACCUGGGGCUUCGCGUGCUGUGGGGUGUUUGUGCGGCUGCGCGGCCCGGGAGGGGGCUCGGAGUCCCCGGAGCGAACGGGGUUGGGGUACGUUUGGCAGACAGACCCUGGGCUGGGGUGACCCAAGCCGAAGGGAACCACCCCGCGUCUUUUCGGCCCACCGAUUGCUUAUAGUCUUUAAAGUUUUUUUCUUGUUUCGGGACAGGAAGUCUUUCGGCCCAUUCGCCCCGGCCGGAGUCGCAGCUAAACCAGAGGAUUCCGCAUCGCGUCUAUGGCUACCCCACAGACUUCACAAACUGUUGCGUCUCACGUUCCUUUUGCAGAUUUAUGUUCAACUUUAGAACGAAUACAGAAAAGUAAAGGACGGGCAGAAAAAAUCAGACACUUCAGGGAAUUUUUAGAUUCUUGGAGAAGAUUUCAUGAUGCCCUUCAUAAGAACCAAAAAGAUGUCAGGGACUCUUUUUAUCCAGCAAUGAGACUUAUUCUCCCUCAGCUCGAAAGAGAAAGAAUGGCCUAUGGAAUCAAAGAAACCAUGCUUGCUAAACUUUAUAUUGAAUUGCUUAAUUUACCUAGAGAAGGAAAAGAUGCCCUUAAGCUUUUAAAUUACAGGACACCCACUGGAACUCGUGGAGAUGCUGGAGACUUUGCGAUGAUUGCGUAUUUCGUGUUGAAACCAAGAUGUUUGCAGAAAGGAAGUUUAACAGUACAGCAAGUAAAUGACCUUUUAGACUCAAUUGCCAGCAAUAAUUCUGCCAGAAGAAAGGACCUAAUAAAAAAGAGUCUUCUUCAGCUUAUAAGUCAGAGUUCAGCACUGGAACAAAAGUGGCUUAUACGGAUGAUAGUCAAGGACUUGAAACUUGGCUUUAGUGAGCAAUCUGUAUUUUCUGCCUUCCACAACGAUGCUGCCGAGUUGCAUAAUGUCACCACGGAUCUUGAAAAAGUCUGUAGGCAACUGCACGAUCCUUCCGUCGGACUUACUGAUAUUUCUAUCACUUUAUUCUCUGCCUUUAAACCAAUGCUGGCUGCCAUAGCAGAUAUUGAGAGAAUUGAGAAGGACAUGAAACACCAGAGUUUCUACAUUGAGACCAAGCUAGACGGUGAGCGUAUGCAAAUGCACAAGGAUGGGGAUGUGUAUCAGUACUUCUCCCGGAACGGGUUUAACUAUACAGAUCAGUUUGGAGAUUCUCCACGGGAAGGCUCUCUUACACCAUUCAUUCACAGUGCAUUCAAAACAGAUGUGCAAACCUGUAUCCUGGAUGGUGAGAUGAUGGCCUUCAACCCUAAUACACAAACUUUUAUGCAAAAGGGGAAUAAGUUCGAUAUCAAGAGAAUGGUGGAAGAUUCCGAUCUGCAAACUUGUUACUGUGUUUUUGACGUACUGAUGGUUAAUAAUAAAAAGCUAGGGCGUGAGACCCUGAAAAAGAGGUACGACAUUCUCACUAGUGUUUUUACACCAAUACCAGGUAGGAUAGACAUAGUGCAAAAAACACAAGCUCAUACGAAAAAAGAAGUAAUUGAUGCUUUGAAUGAAGCAAUAGACAAAAGAGAGGAGGGAAUCAUGAUCAAACACCCUCUAUCCAUUUACAAGCCAGACAAAAGAGGUGAAGGAUGGUUAAAAAUUAAACCAGAGUAUGUCGAUGGGUUGAUGGAUGAACUGGACACCUUAAUUGUGGGGGGCUAUUGGGGUAAAGGUUCGCGAGGCGGAAUGAUGUCUCAUUUUCUGUGUGCUGUAGCAGAGAAACCUCCUCCUGGUGAAAAGCCCUCCAUGUUUCACACUCUCUGUCGUGUUGGUUCAGGUUAUACCAUGAAAGAACUGUAUGAUCUGGGUUUGAAAUUGGCCAAGCAUUGGAAGCCUUUUCAUAAAAAAGCUCCACCAAGUAGCAUCUUAUGUGGAACAGAGAAGCCAGAAGUGUACAUUGAGCCUUGUCAUUCUGUCAUCGUUCAGAUUAAAGCAACAGAGAUCGUCCCCAGUGAGAUGUAUAAAACUGGCUGCACCUUGCGUUUCCCCCGAAUUGAAAAGAUCAGAGAAGACAAAGAGUGGUAUGAAUGUACCACCCUAGAUGACUUAGAACAACUUCGAGGGAAAGCAUCUGGAAAGCUUGCGUCCAAACACCUUUAUGUCGGGGGUGAUGAUGAACCACAAGAGAAGAGGCGGAAAGCUGCCCCAAGGAUCAAGAAAGUUGUUGGAAUCAUUGAGCACCUAAAAGCACCUAACCUUUCUAAUGUAAACAAAGUUUCUAAUGUAUUUGAAGAUGUGGAGUUUUGUGUUAUGAGUGGAACAAACAGCCAUCCAAAGCCCGAUCUGGAGAACAGACUUGCGGAAUUUGGUGGUUAUAUAGUACAAAAUCCAGGCCCAGACACCUACUGUGUGAUUGCAGGGUCCGAGAACAUCAGGGUGAAAAACAUAAUUUCUUCCAAUGAACAUGAUGUUGUCAAGCCUGAGUGGCUGUUAGAGUGUUUUAAGACCAAAAGCUGUGUUCCGUGGCAACCUCGCUUUAUGAUUCAUAUGUGCCCAUCGACGAAGCAGCAUUUUGCCCGUGAAUAUGAUUGUUAUGGUGAUAGUUAUUUCGUUGAUACAGAUUUGAACCAACUGAAAGAAGUGUUCUCAGGAAUUAAAAAUUCCGGCGAACAAAGUCCUGGAGAAACAGCUUCCAUGAUUGCUAAUUUAGAAUAUCGAUAUUCCUGGGACCACUCCCCACUCAGUAUGUUUCGACACCACAUUAUUUAUUUGGACUUGUAUGCUGUUGUUAAUGACCUGAGUACCAAAAUCGAGGGGACGAGGUUAGCUUUUACAGCUUUGGAACUUCGAUUUCAUGGAGCAAAAGUAGUUUCUUGUUUAGCUCAGGGAGUGUCUCAUGUAAUCAUUGGGGAGGAUCAUAGUCGUGUUGCAAAUUUGAAAGCUUUUCGAAGAACUCUUAAGAGAAAAUUUAAAAUCCUGCAACAAGAUUGGGUAACUGAUUCAAUAGACAAGUGUGAAUUGCAGGAGGAAAAUCAGUAUUUGGUUUAAAGCUAGCUUUUCUAGUGAGGAAAGCCUGUGAUCUGGUGGACACGUCAUAACAGGUUGUAAAGAUAAAAUUUUAAACUACAUUUUGUUUUUAUCCCUUCAAAUUUAUGCUUAAAUGGUAUUAUUAGAAUAGGAAAACAAUAUUUUUAAGUUUUGAGAUAGGUAAGACCCUGAAUAGCCCAAAGCCAAGAAAGAAAAAAAUCUUUUAGCAGUGUAAUAUUUGAUGACUUUUAAAACCAAGAUGAAAUAAACAGUUUAAAGAAGAGGUGUUGAUAUGAUAUCCCUAUAGAAAUCUAGAAUUUUGACUCCAAUAUUAAUAAAAUACAUUCAGAAGCUUUUAGAGUCAUUAAAAGCAUUGAUCUAAAUGGAUUUUCUGGAGUCAAAUAAAAAUUGUAAUAGUUGUUAUAUAAUAAAGCAUUGCAAGAAAGAAUUGUUGUAGUUAGAUUUGUAAAAAUAUAUCUUAAAUUGAAGACUAAAAUUCUUUUAAGUUUGAAAUGUUGUAAACAAAUUUGUUUUUUAGGGUUAAGGGCAAGCUCAUAAAUGAAACCUGUUAUUGAUGUAACUAGGUAAAUUAGGGGAAAUUGAAUGAGACUUGAUGGUCUAAAAACUUAAAAUUAGAUCAGUUUGAUUAAAAGAAACUUACCAUUUUGCAAGUAUUGGGCCCACAUUUAUUGUUUCUCUAAAAUAGAGCAUGUUUCAAAGACCAUGUUUUUAUGUGAACUUUACUCCAAGAUGAAUAGUAUUCACAAAGAGUGAUUUGCCUAGAUGUAAUCCACAUGUCAAAAUAGCCUAUGUGUUGGGACUUUCAUUACAGAGAGGUAAAUUGCUCUAUUUAAAAUGAUUUUUAUCUUAGGUUAUUUAAAUUCAGUGUAUAUAAUAUAUAUUAUGUCUGGAUUUAUAUACUAAAUUUUGGAAUACAGUGUAUUCAUUAUGAAAAAUAUAUUUUCAUGACACCUCUGAAAUACAUAAAAUAUGGAACCCAAGGAACUGUGUAUAGAUCAUUUGUAUGUAGUUUUAGAUUUUAUUGAAAUGGUGGAACAAAUGUAAUUUUAUUUCUUAAUUUAAAUAAAAUAUUUAAUAUGCUAUUGAAA
This is a messenger RNA of Herpailurus yagouaroundi (jaguarundi), 4859 nucleotides long. It is a transcript of the gene LIG4, whose product is annotated as DNA ligase 4. The coding region runs from base 1036 to 3771 and encodes 911 amino acids. Lineage: Eukaryota; Metazoa; Chordata; Mammalia; Carnivora; Felidae. The transcript has 3 exons. Gene Ontology annotation, biological process: nucleotide-excision repair, DNA gap filling; double-strand break repair via nonhomologous end joining; immunoglobulin V(D)J recombination. Gene Ontology annotation, cellular component: DNA ligase IV complex; DNA-dependent protein kinase-DNA ligase 4 complex. Gene Ontology annotation, molecular function: DNA ligase (ATP) activity; ATP binding; DNA binding. The record is from RefSeq and is a predicted model, not a curated record.